AACAAAGAAUCAACAUUCGAUUGACGAGUCAGUCGUUUACUCGAUCUCGGACUGAUCGGGUGUGUAAAGUUUUACCUUGCGAUAUAAACAAAGUACUUCCACAUAUUAUAUUCAGAUCAAUACCAUCGCGAUUAAAUCGAAAAUAGUUGUUUGAACCUUUUUUAAGCGAAAUUACAAAUAUGUUCAGCUCAAGGAGAAAUGCUCAAAAAUUUAUUCAAUUAUACAAAAAUGAGAUUCGCCGGCAAUUUAGCAAAACAACGAGUGUAACAAAUUCUGAUGCCAUGUCUCCAAGACUUGAUCAUACACCACUCCACGCCCAACAAAACGAAGAUGCAGGACUUCCUAACAGAUUGCUGAAGUUGCAAAAAUAUCACAGAUACCUGUCGACCCUCACAUCUCAGCAAAUGCCACUGGCCGCCCGAGGACUGGCUGUCUCCAAAGAUCAGUCCCGGGAGUUCAUGGCUUGCUUCCCGGACAUCGUGAGGGACCUCACUGAAUCUGAUAAGCAUCUUGACGUGCCAGAAGCCAGCAAAUGGUUGGCUAAGCUUUUGCAGUACAACGUGCCAAAUGGAAAGAAAAAUCGCGGCCUAGCAACAGUACUCGCAUACAAGAUGUUGGAAAAGAGGGAAAAUUUGACGCCCGAAAACAUACACUUAGCCAAUAUAAUGGGCUGGUGUACAGAAAUGUUCCACGCGCUGCAAAUGGUCUCAUCAGAUAUAAUUGAAGGGAGGGAGAUGAGGAGAGGAGUUCCCUGUUGGUAUCGCCGACCCGACGUGGGUCUGAGUGGUGUGAACGACACUAGUAUGAUCCAAGCAGCAAUGUACUCUACUCUAAAACGACACUUUUCGGCAAAGCCAUACUACAAGAACGUUCUGGAAAUGUUCAAUGAGAUGCUGCUGAAAUGUUCCAUUGGACAAUAUUUAGUCAAACAAAUUUCAAAAACAGAUAAACCAGAUUUAUCUCAAUUUACUAUGGAAAAAUAUGAAGCUAUCACAAAAUACAAGACUUCCUAUUACACCUUCCAAAUGCCUGUCAGUUUGGCGCUGUUAAUGUCUGGAGUUGAUGAUCCAGAAACACACAGACAAGCUAAAACAAUUCUUUUGGAAAUGGGAGAAUUUUUCCAAAUUCAAGAUGAUUUCCUUGACUGCUUUGGAGAUCCAGCUGUAAUGGGCAGACAGGGGACUGAUAUUCAGGAAGGCAAAUGCACUUGGCUUGCUGUUGUAGCCCUACAAAGGGCAACACCGGAACAAAGAGAGUUAAUGGAGAAUCACUAUGCAAGCUCCAACCCCGAAGAUGUGAAUAAAAUCAAAGACUUAUACGAAGAGUUAGAAUUACCUCACACAUAUUCUGUCUAUGAAGAAGCUACAUAUGAUCUCAUCAGAACACAAAUUCAACAAGUUACUCGAGGUCUUCCACAUGAUUUAUUCUUUAAAAUUCUGGAUAAUAUCUUUAGGCAGCGUGCUUAAUUAUUUCUAUUUAAAAGAUGUGAUGUUAAUUGUUAGUUUACCUAGUUUUAAGUAAUGUAGGACUGAAAAAGGUUUAUCAGAAGGUUAUAUAAAAGUUAUAGAAAGUUACAAAAUAAACUGAAUAAGGCAUAAGCACUGUAUUAAGUAUGUGAUAAGAUUAUAAUAAGCUUAUGUAAUGUGCACAAAAUAAAUGGAGGUGUUAAUUAAAAA
Messenger RNA from Colias croceus (clouded yellow), 1676 nucleotides. It is a transcript of the gene Fps, whose product is annotated as farnesyl pyrophosphate synthase. Gene Ontology annotation, biological process: trans, trans-farnesyl diphosphate biosynthetic process. Bases 180 to 1466 code for a protein of 428 amino acids. Gene Ontology annotation, molecular function: dimethylallyltranstransferase activity; (2E,6E)-farnesyl diphosphate synthase activity. NCBI's taxonomy places the organism in Eukaryota, Metazoa, Arthropoda, Insecta, Lepidoptera, Pieridae. The record is from RefSeq and is a predicted model, not a curated record. Gene Ontology annotation, cellular component: cytoplasm. The transcript is spliced from 6 exons.